Messenger RNA from Caenorhabditis auriculariae, 3341 nucleotides. The record is from the annotation of a GenBank genome assembly. NCBI's taxonomy places the organism in Eukaryota, Metazoa, Nematoda, Chromadorea, Rhabditida, Rhabditidae.
AUGACGGGACACCGCAAGUUACGACCAAACCAAGCUGAGCGACAGAAAAUACCAGACCUCACGUCGCAGUUCUUCGGCCGGAAUAACACUCGGAAGCGCUGUCGCCGGCACGACACGGCCAAGCCGACCACGGCGGCUUUUCCGCGACCGACAUCUCCUUUUGGCGUCUCGUGAGUUUAAACCAACAAAAAAAGGGUGAACUUUUCCACUUUACAAAAUUCCCGCGUGUCCGUAUAGAAGCGAAUGGAUCAUUUCUCACUUUUUGCGACUUCAGGUCCGCAGUGUCUUCGGAACCGAAUAACGUUUCAAUAUUAAUGGAUGAGUCAAACAUAAAGUUGGUUUUCUGCUCGAGAGGAGAUGAUCGAGUGUUCAGUCAAUCGAUGAAGGCAACACCAGAAACUGAAGAGAAGAAGGAAGAUUCGAAUCCAUAUUUCGAUCCCGAGUCCGGCGGCCUGUUCCAUCGAGAUUCUCUGCCCCUGGAUCGGCACACCGACACCGAACAGAACAACUCCAUUUGGUUCGAUUCUUUCUCAUCAAAAGUCGUUUUGAAAUGAUAGUUAUAUCCUUUUUACUUUUUCACAAAAACAAACGCCAUUUCUUAUUAUAGAUAUUAUUAUAAUGAUUCAGCUUAUCUCAUAUGGAAAUUUUUAAAAAAAUUGUUUCAAAUAUGGAUUCAGCACGGUGUUCCCAAACGGGGUGGGAAAACGUCAAAAAAAAAUUUGGCGCGAAAUUUGAAAUCUCGAGUACAGAGCCGAAGGCGAUCGAACAAACAAGUUAUUAACGUUUGAUACUCAGUGCAUUUUAUCCGGUGCGCGCCCUUACUUUUUUUUUGUUAAUUCAGAAACUUUGACGCCUCGCUCACCUCCCUUCACCCCAUUAGGAAUGCCGUGUUCAGCUGGAUGUCCUUGAUCUCUGCACUAACCUGGGUUGUACGUUAGUUUUGAGAAGACACAUUUUCAGCGAAGUUCUGGCAUCACUUGGUCUCUCCAACCGCCCACAGUCUCCGAUGUCAUCAUUCGAACUCGAAUUCGCGUCCAUCCUUCAAUCUGUCCCUCCACGAGUCAACGCGAAUCCUUUCGCAGCGUCGAACCGCAAGAAGUCGGGCUCGAGAGGAAUAGAUAAGCUCCGUCCGAUGUCAUUCACUCCGCUCGAACCGUUCUUCGUGCCGACCAGCCCCUCACCUCCUAGUCUUCCACCAUCUCCACCAGAACUCAGGAAGAGCUUCUCAGCAGCCGUUUCCGAAGAGAAGCUUUCACCGCCAACGUCUUCAGCCUCUCGCAGGCAACAAGUGCGCAAGACAGACCAAAUGCCUCCUUGGUGGAAGACGCGAGCUUUCUCCUCGGCCACUUGUUACUAUCCGCAGAACGCCAAGUCGAAGAUGGCAGUUGGAGGUCUUCCGCCUUUGAUACCACCUGAGAUCGAAUCUUUUGCAUCGCCCAACUUUGAGCAGCGCGCCGACCUUGCAGCGAAGUAUGUUCUUCUACCGCAGUUCUAUUUUUAUUUUUAUUGGUCAGGAAAGAACGCUGGGCCCGAAUGAAGGCGAAAAAGAAGAUGUUGAGGCGUCCUGUUGAAGUCGAGAACUUUGACGACGUCGAUGUCGAAGAGGAGAUCCUAGGAGGGAAAGGAGUGAUGCUAAAUCACAUAAUUCAUCAAGGUAGCUUUUCCACGACUUCCAUUCGACUGUUUUCCAUUAAGGCAGCAGUGGUCCCUACACUGACGCAGAGCUUCUCCGGAAGUACCAGCAAGACGUGGCCUACGUGAAGGAGGCCAUUCUCAAGGAAACCGAGGGCAACGUCGAAAACAUUCGAGUGGGAAGGAAAAUCUUGUCAUCCAUUUCUUUGUGUAGGAUCUGCGCUUUCUUCUGGCUUCGGUCCAGACCUAUGGCAACAUUGACGGCGUCUGUAUGGUCGCCGAGUUUGCGAUGAACGAGUUUACGCUUCUUUCUGGAAUUGUCGAAAGAGUGAGUGUGACAUUUUCUAAUCGAAGACGUUUCCCGUCUAGUUGCACGCUAUCGUCGGUCCUUGGGUCUUGGAGAAUGAGACUCAGCGCCGUCGGGCCAGUCGACACGCCUUCGAGACGCACCAGAUUCCGUUGCAGAACUCUUUCGCCACGAUGUCUAAGAAAAAAGUGGAGUUUAUCAACUCAGGACAACUUUCGAAGUCCUAGAAGUACAUAAUAUUGACCAGACGUGCUAAUGAGGGAAAGCUUUUACAAAGAAGGUCGUUUAGUGAGAAACUCGGAAAUGUUUUAAAAACUUUCUUAAAACGUCCCUGAAGGUCUAAAUAAGAUUUCCAUUGUCGCUGCUCACAAAAACACUUUAUCUAAAUCUGGGACAAAUUCCAAGAAUCCUUCAAAAAUAAAAGUUUCUGAAGGCAGCCACUGAAAUUUCUAGGCUUUCAGAGAAUGUUCAGCAAAAUUUUCAGAAAUUUCGAGCUUCAUAAUAAAAUAUUUAUUAUAAAAUGAAAUCAUUCCUAAGAGCGUAUUGAGUAUCAAAAAAGUUUCAUGAGUGCAAUCCCUUUACAAACUUUCUUUCAUUCAAGCUCGUCGAAGAGAUUCUCGGACGCUCAGAGCCAAGUAUCGCCUAUCGCCAGGGCGUCAAAGUGGGGCUUUAUAAUGAUUCGGUGAGUACUCCUUCCGUUAUUUUCAUUGUCCGAAGGAAAUUGCAGUGCGACGAAGCCUUCAGAGUACACCUACACUUGAAAAACUCUUUCAAGGGUGAGAUUUUUCGAAGAACUAGCUGAAUGGACUUUUCCAGACGCGGGAAUGGUUCUCGAUGCCAAUGAGCGCCGCUUCAUCCUGGUGCUCCAAAGCGAAUAUCAUUUGAUGGUGGAAUCGCUCAAACACCUCGCACAGAACGUCGGUCUACAGUAUGAAGGUUUUCGGAUUUUUAUGUCUCUUGGAUUUUUCGCACUUCAGGCUUCCCAAUGACAUCGGAACGGUUCAUCAUCGUUGAGGCGUUUGUCGACGCAAUCGCCGAAAUUCUGGGAGAAACGGUCAGCCAAGAUGUGUUUCGCUGGUUCGGAGAUCUGACUCACAAAAACCUCGAAUCGGUAAUAGUUCUACGGGAAACUAUCCUAACGAAAUCUUAGAACGUGACGCCUUGGGAGAAAAACGUGGACCUGAUCUGCGGACGACACGCGGAGCUCAAGUCGGCGUGUUGUGCCCAGGCGAUCGCCUGCAGGACCAACUUUUUGGUCUUGCACGUCCUUGGGAACAUCUUCAGACGCUAUCAUCUCCGCAAGUUCCCAGCCAUGCGCUCUCUUCCGUCGCCGGUCAUGUCCAUUUUGCCGUCGCUGUGUGGGGCCACCUUCGACCUCGAAGCUGCGGACAUCCAAAUCUAG